Talaromyces amestolkiae is the source of this 2640-nucleotide messenger RNA. RefSeq lists its product as uncharacterized. Gene Ontology annotation, cellular component: cytoplasm. NCBI's taxonomy places the organism in Eukaryota, Fungi, Ascomycota, Eurotiomycetes, Eurotiales, Trichocomaceae. The transcript has 8 exons. Gene Ontology annotation, molecular function: pyridoxal phosphate binding; glycogen phosphorylase activity. Gene Ontology annotation, biological process: glycogen catabolic process. The coding region runs from base 1 to 2640 and encodes 879 amino acids. The record is from RefSeq and is a predicted model, not a curated record.
AUGUCGUCCAAACCUCUUGCACGAGAACGUAAACCGUCCAUUGGCGUCCCUGUCGCUGAACUUCAAGCCGUGGGACCUGGUUUCAGUCGUCCCAAGCACAAGAGGACAUUCACGGGGUUUGGCCCCGCAGAGAUUAAGGCUGUGGAAGCUAGUAUUCCGGAGCAUCUUAGGGAGACAUGGAGAAAAUAUUCCGCCACAGGUUUCGAGAACAAGGAAGAAUUUGAGCGAGAGUUUGUUCGACAUAUCUAUACGACUCUGGCCCGUUCGCUCUACAAUUGCGAUGAUCUAGCCGCAUACUCAGGCACGGCCCUUGCGUUUCGUGAAAGACUGAUCAUCGAUUGGAACAAGACACAACAACGCCAGACUUUGGUAGACCAGAAGCGUGUCUACUAUUUGUCACUUGAGUUUUUGAUGGGUCGUGCUCUUGACAAUGCAAUGUUGAAUGUGGGCAAAAAGGAGACCGCCAAAGAGGGCCUGGAAGAUCUAGGCUUCCGCAUUGAAGAUGUCAUUAACCAAGAACAUGAUGCAGCGCUUGGAAAUGGAGGUCUUGGUCGUUUGGCUGCCUGUUUCCUUGACAGCAUGGCAACACUCAACUACCCAGCCUGGGGUUAUGGAUUGCGUUACAGGUACGGUAUCUUCAAACAAGAGAUAGUCGAUGGCUACCAGGUCGAAAUUCCAGACUAUUGGCUUGAUUUCAACCCAUGGGAGCUUCCGCGCCACGAUAUCACGGUCGAUAUUCAAUUCUACGGCCAAUCUGUCCGACACGAGGACGAGGAUGGUAAGGUGACCUACAAUUGGCAAGGUGGAGAGAUUGUGAAAGCUGUCGCAUAUGACGUGCCUAUUCCUGGUUAUGGCACCACAACCACGAACAACCUUCGAUUAUGGUCGAGUAAGGCAAGUAGUGGCGAGUUUGAUUUUCAAAAAUUCAAUUCUGGCGAAUACGAAAGUGCUGUAUCUGAUCAGCAACGCGCCGAGACAAUCUCAGCAGUCCUCUACCCGAAUGAUAAUCUUGAUCGUGGCAAAGAACUUCGGUUGAAACAGCAGUACUUCUGGUGCGCAGCUUCUCUGUAUGAUAUUGUGCGCCGAUUCAAGAAGACAAAGCGUGCAUGGUUCGAGUUCCCGGAUCAGGUUGCAAUUCAGCUGAACGAUACUCACCCCACACUCGCGAUUGUUGAGUUGCAGCGCAUUUUGAUCGAUCUGGAAGGUCUCGAAUGGGACGAAGCAUGGAAGAUUGUUGUCAGCACUUUCGGAUAUACCAACCACACUGUUCUCCCAGAAGCUUUGGAGAAAUGGUCUGUUCCUCUCAUGGAGCACCUACUGCCCCGGCACCUUCAGAUCAUCUACGACAUCAAUUUGUUCUUCUUGCAAGAUGUGGAAAAGAAGUUUCCUAAUGACCGUGAUCUGUUGGCACGAGUCUCCAUUAUCGAGGAAUCUCGGCCCAAGAUGGUCCGUAUGGCUUAUCUGGCUAUCAUUGGGUCUCAUAAGGUCAAUGGUGUUGCAGAACUACAUUCCGAUCUCAUCAAGACAACCAUUUUCAAGGACUUUGUAAACAUCUACGGUCCAGAUAAGUUUACCAACGUCACGAACGGUAUCACUCCACGUAGGUGGUUGCACCAGGCAAAUCCCCGACUGUCAAAAUUGAUAGCGUCCAAGCUGGGUGGUUAUGACUUCUUGACCGAUUUGACGCUCUUGGACGGCAUCGAGCGCUUUGUUGACGACAAGGAAUUCCGCAGGGAGUGGGCUGAAAUCAAGACAGAGAACAAGAAGCGACUCGCUAACCACAUCAAAGAUACGACUGGGUAUGCUGUCGAUCCAACCGCCCUAUUUGAUGUUCAAGUCAAGCGUAUUCAUGAAUAUAAGCGACAGCAGCUCAACAUUUUUGGCGUGAUCCAUCGAUACCUGAAGAUUAAAUCGAUGACGCCGGAAGCACGCAAGAAGUUGGUUCCCCGUGUGUCAAUCUUCGGAGGCAAAGCCGCCCCUGGGUACUGGAUGGCAAAGACGAUUAUCCAUCUGAUCAACAAAGUAGGCCAGGUGGUGAACAACGACAGUGACGUGGGUGAUUUGCUCAAAGUCAUCUUUAUUGAGGACUACAAUGUAAGCAAGGCGGAGCUCAUUGUGCCUGCUUCGGACAUUAGCGAGCACAUUUCAACAGCCGGUACAGAAGCUAGUGGAACCAGCAACAUGAAGUUUGUGCUCAAUGGAGGGUUGAUCAUCGGAACGUGUGAUGGUGCCAAUAUCGAAAUUACGCGUGAAAUAACGGAGUCAAACAUCUUUCUCUUUGGCAAUCUCGCCGAAGACGUCGAGACCCUUCGCGAGACUCACAGAUACAAGGGCUUCACACUAGACGAAGACCUGGCCAAAGUUUUCGAGUCAAUUCGAUCUGGCACUUUUGGCGAUGCCAAAGCAUUCGAAUCGUUGAUCGCUUCCAUCGCUGACCACGGAGAUUACUACCUGGUCUCGGACGACUUCAAAUCGUACAUCCAGACCCAGGAACUGGUUGACGAGGAUUUCCGGAAACAGGAUGAGUGGAUUGCCAAGUCGAUCAGCAGUGUUGCUCGAAUGGGAUUCUUCUCGACUGACCGUGUGAUUGAUGAGUAUGCAGAGAGUAUCUGGAACGUGGAGCCACUUGUCGUGGAGUAG